This is a messenger RNA of Linum tenue, 666 nucleotides long. The record is from the annotation of a GenBank genome assembly. NCBI's taxonomy places the organism in Eukaryota, Viridiplantae, Streptophyta, Magnoliopsida, Malpighiales, Linaceae.
GGUCGUGGCCUGGAUUACAUCCACCACUGGACGGGGUUAGAGGCCGUCCUCGUCCACAACCACAUCAAGAGCUCCAACAUCAUCCUCGCUCAGGGCAGCGGCUCUCAGCCAUUCAUCAGAGCCAUGAUUUGCAAUUUUGGGCUCGCGCAUGCUAGUGGGGAGGCUGCUGACGACGAUGGCCAUGGUCAUGGAUGCGGGCGGGAAGGCGAAGAAGGGUACCACCCGUACAUGUCGCCAGAGCUUCUCCGGGAAGGGGCGUUGGCAACGCAGAAAUCUGAUGUGUACGCGUUUGGAGUGUUGCUGUUGGAGCUGCUGUCGAUCGGGUACAGAGCCAUUGACGUAUGUAUAUAUAGUUACGAUGCUGCCGACAACGUGUACGAGCGAAGGUCGACAGUGGAGACGGCGAGGGCAGCGAUCGUGGCGGGUGACGAAGAGGGUGUUAUUAAUGAGAGAGUACGGCGUUGGGUGGAUGGGAGGCUAUGCUACUGGUUCCCUGUGAAGAUCGCGGUGAAGGCGAUGCGUGUUGCUGUACAGUGCGUGGACGAGGAUCCUAGCUUGCGGCCCGAUAUGGGGGUUCGUGGAAGGCAUUAUUUCCGAAUGCAUUCGGAAAUCCAACGCCUACCGCGAGUUCAAGGAAAGUUAGUGUUGUUUGGUUUAUGGGAUUGA